CUCCUCUCUUCUAAUCCCACGUCGCGUGCAUGCCGUGUCCCGUGAUUUACGGAGGGACGUGACGAUGACAAUGCCGAUGACAUCGUGCCUGGCGACGAUGAAUUAACGCUUUCGCGCGAGCGCACGAGCGACGAUCGGCGAGAUCCGACCGGCAGAGAGCUAUGCGCGGCAUAACUGUGAUGUGUCCGUGUGUAGCAACAUUAACGGUCAGACAUUCGCUCCACUCUGCAGAUGUUUCUCGCACAGGUGAAGCCGGGUGCCUAGAACACAGCUGGCAAAAUGGGCAAGUUGUUGUCAAAGAUCUUUGGCAACAAGGAGAUGCGUAUUCUCAUGUUGGGACUGGAUGCGGCAGGAAAAACCACAAUAUUGUAUAAACUUAAACUAGGACAGUCUGUGACAACUAUACCAACUGUAGGAUUCAAUGUAGAAACAGUUACCUAUAAGAAUGUUAAAUUUAAUGUGUGGGAUGUAGGUGGCCAAGAUAAAAUACGUCCGUUAUGGCGUCACUACUACACAGGGACGCAAGGACUUAUUUUUGUAGUAGACUGUGCGGAUCGGGAUAGAAUCGACGAAGCCCGCCAAGAACUUCAUCGAAUCAUAAACGAUAGGGAAAUGCGUGAUGCGAUAAUUUUAAUCUUUGCUAAUAAACAAGAUCUUCCGGAUGCAAUGAAACCGCACGAAAUACAAGAGAAACUGGGAUUAACUAGGAUACGAGAUAGAAAUUGGUACGUUCAGCCAUCUUGUGCCACAACGGGAGACGGGCUUUACGAGGGCCUUACGUGGUUAACCAGUAAUCAUAAAUUAUGAGCAAAUAUUUAUUUUUCACAAAUUAGCUAUAUAUACAGAGAAUAUACGUUUGCUUUGUAUUUCUUAUUUUAAUUUAUCAUGUGGAGGCUCCGUCAAGACGAACAAACUGACAAAUGAUACGGUUUGACGACAUCUUUUUUACGAGUAACGUUAUCACAGGUGCAAAAAUGGGGUGGGGGGGGGAUGAGGAAAAACAAUAUGAAGACAACUAUUAAUGGUGUGUUCCAAUAAUAUCGAUACUAGGUGAAUAGUAAUUUAUUGUAAACGAGGUACCAAGGGGCGUGACCUUUGUUAUACUAGCUAUUUAUCCCCAUUUCACGGAAAUAAUUACCGAAUAGAGUUUAAAACGCUAGCGGGUUUAAUACCGCUCUCUGUACAUGUAACAUAUUCACACAAGUGUACUGUUUCAUGAGACACAUACGUUGUACAAGUUAAUGGGAGAAAAAAGGAAGAGAGACAAAAAAAAUUACGAGAAUCUAGUUAUGAUAUUAAGAGGUUCACGGAUUCACAAGAAUUAGUAUACUGUAUAACUUACCUUUGCAGGAUCAUAUCUAAUGUCUAUGUAACUGUUACUUGAGCGGAGUUGCGUUUCUCUCUCUCUCUCUCUCUAUCUCACUCUAACUCUCUCGUGCGAGAAAGUACCUCAAGAUUUUAACGAAACGCAGCUAGAUUUUUAACUUCGCAAUAUCUUGUUGUCAAAGUGCUAUCUAAUGUGUAUUAUAAUGAUAUUCGUAUACAUAUAGCCCGUGAGUAUAACACGUGAAUAAAUUUAAAAGAUCUACAUUGAGGCUUUAUAUAGUAACAGCAAGACUAUUCCGUUAAUUAACAUCCUUGCUAUGUAGAGUUCCGUGCUGAAAAAUUGCUUGUAUUUCUUUUUAUAACUUCGUCUUCCAACUCGCAUCUCUGGUAUUUCUUUCAAUCAAUUCCCAUCUUUUUCUGUCAUCUCGAUCACGGGAUACGAUAAUUUUAAAGUAUCAUCAGAUUAUUGCUAUAAUUACGCACAAGUUCGCAGAAUAUAGGAAGCAAUGCAAUAAGGAGUUAUCGGUUUACUGAUAUUGUGAGCUCAAAAACCAAAACAAAAAAAAGAGGGAGAAAAGGAAAUAAUGUUACAAGGAACGUAACAGCAUUGAAUCUGCCAAUAUUUUUUACUGUUUAAGUGAGUAUCGGAUAAUAAAGCAUACUAGUAUUAGGUCGCAACGAUCGGAUCGUUAAGAUCAACGUUUUAAAACGGAUGAGAUAUAAAUGUUUUCGUGAUCGUUUAAUUUCUCAUAGCAUAAUCCAUAGAGUAAGGACUAGUAAGGAUAUACAUUUCGAGAUUCAUAACUAAUUUACGCAGUUUGCAAGUGUUCAAAAAAUGUUUGUGCAGUGUUCAAAAAAUGUUUGUGUUCGAUUAUCGAAUCAAAUUGAGUUACGAGUAAAUAACAAGUGAUGAUUACAUAUAUACCUUUUGUAAUUUCGUGAAAUGCAUUGACACCUUGUUUACAUUCCAUGGUACACUAGCGAAGUAGACAAGUUAGACGAAACGUUUUUAGUUAUAUACGAGCAAUCUUCUACGUGGAUUAUAACAAGAAAGAGAUUUUUUCCAGAUGUAAGUUUGUAUAACUUCCUCAGCAUCCGUACCAUUAAUGUUAAGUAAUCUCACUUACUGAGAUGUGUUCGAUGAAGUCGAACGUCGUAUUGUCUGUAUAAAAAAAAUCACAAUCAGGCUUUGGAAAUACGGAGCUGUGUUUUUCCAGAGAAAACGUUAGACAUGUUAUUUUAGCAACUCUCUAUGGCCACGUAUUUGUACGACCUCGUGAACGUAAUCUCUACAUUUUUUUAAUAAUGUUUCAAAUGGCGGUACCAUUAUUGUGCACUAUCUCUAAUCAUUAAAAAAAAUAUGUAUAUACAUACAUAUAUGUAUAUGUAUAUGCAUGUAUAUAUAAAAUUGUGUUGCGUUUUACCAUCAGCUUUAGCAGAAGCCAUUUUUCUCAUUAUUCAAUGUGAUGUUAUGAUGUUAAUUGACGAAGUUUUAUGUAUAUAAAUAUGUUUGAUCUAUUCCAACUAACUGUCGAGCGUCUUAUGUGUUCCAUAUAUCCAGACUAAUUAACGAAAAAAAAAA
Molecule: messenger RNA, 2908 nt
Organism: Wasmannia auropunctata (little fire ant)
Lineage: Eukaryota; Metazoa; Arthropoda; Insecta; Hymenoptera; Formicidae
Gene: Arf51F
Product: ADP-ribosylation factor 6
Exons: 5
Coding region: 280-807 (175 amino acids)
Biological process (GO): vesicle-mediated transport; intracellular protein transport
Cellular component (GO): cytoplasm
Molecular function (GO): GTP binding; GTPase activity
Source: RefSeq, a predicted model, not a curated record